This is a messenger RNA of Trichogramma pretiosum, 2922 nucleotides long. RefSeq lists its product as uncharacterized. Gene Ontology annotation, molecular function: sequence-specific DNA binding; protein binding. The coding region runs from base 554 to 2674 and encodes 706 amino acids. Lineage: Eukaryota; Metazoa; Arthropoda; Insecta; Hymenoptera; Trichogrammatidae. The record is from RefSeq and is a predicted model, not a curated record. The transcript has 10 exons.
UAUUUCUGUUAAAAUCAGUAAAAAACGUGAAUUUUUUUAGUAUUCUCAGUCGUUCCAUAAAAUUAUGCUUUCAUGACAGGCGAGAAUCAUUUUCAGAAAUUAAAGAAGUUCUUUGAUAUCGACGACGUAUCGAUAUAAAUGCAUGGAUCGCAGUUCGCAGCAAAGCCAUCGACGCUAUCACGACUAACACGCGACUAACACACAUGCACACAUACAUCUAUAGGACAACAUUUUUGUAUACAUAAAGCCAAUCGUUCUGCAGAAGUCAAAGUCGAGGAUUCGCAGUAUACACCGCAGUCUCUAGCGGCUGCGGCGUCGAGUCGAAACCGGUUCAUUUUUAUUGCGUUCGGGGCAGUCGUAGCGGUAACAACAACGCAAACCUCGCUCCUGCAUUUCUCCUGCGAACGACGAAGUGAUUUUUGUUUUACAUUAUUAGAGUGAGUUGAUACUCGAAAGAGUUUUGUUUCGGUCAAGACGCUACUCUGAUGUAGUGUUUGAAUACUAAUACAAUAACCGUCGACUUUCUCUCGGCACAGCUCGACGACCAUCAAGAAUGUCGGAAGAAACGCAGCAACACGACCUGGUGAAACGCAUCCAGCUCAAGGAGGACCCGUACUCCAAGGAGGCCAUCAUGAAGCUGCUGCGCGAGUCCGAGCCCAGCGCGACCCUGUGCUGCGAGUUCGGCGCGGUCGGCUGUCACAAGGGCAUCCUGGCGGCGCGAAGCGCCCACCUCAUGGAGCUCCUCGGACGCAAUCCCUGCGCGCAUCCGUUCUUCUACGUGCCCGGGGCCAAGCACGACGAGCUCCAGGCCGUCGCGCACUUCAUGUAUCACGGCGAGGUCGAUAUCGAGCUGUCGAAGCUGAAGCACUUUUACAAGGCCGUCGAACCUCUGCAGAUUCGUGGCUUGCAAUGGAAGAAUACGAAAGAAAAAUCUGAGGACAAGGUCAAUGCAGAUGAUUAUGAUGAUAUCUAUAGGAUAACUUGUGUCUCAAAAAAUUCCGAAAAUGCAGAUCUCAAGAAAGCACUCGUUGUCCUGUACGACAACGAAGAGAUGAUCGAUAUGACUUUGGCCUGUGACGAUGGCUCCUUCAAAUGCCAUAAAGCUGUUGUGACUGCAUGUAGCGAUUACGUGAAAAAUGUUUUGUCUGAUUCGUGCAAAGAUCCAGUUAUCUUCCUUCUCGGUACAAAAAAACGAGAAUUGGAAGCUGUAAUUGAUUUGAUGUACAAUGGUAGAAUCAAAGUAAGAAAAUCUGAUGUUCAAAGGGUCGUAGAGAUUGCUGAUCAAUUAUUCAUUCGUGAUUUAUCAGUACAAUCUAUGUUGACCAACGAAAAGGAUAAUGAAAUUUUUCAAGAACUUACCUCAGAGAAUGAGCAUAAUGAUUCAAGAUCAAAUUCAUUUGAUCAAUAUCCUGAAAAGAACCCAGAUGUUUCUAGCUUUUGCUCAAAUGUAGCAAAAGCAUUUGAUACUCCUCCCAUGAUUAUUUUUGAUUGGGGAAAACUUUUACAGGAAAAAAGUGAAGGUUCCCCUCGACGAUCAUAUGGAAGUAGUGAACGCCAAAAUGUACUGGAUGCUGUGAAUCGUGGAAUGUCAGGUGCACAGGCUUCGAGACUAUUUGGAAUACCAAAAAGUACAGUUUACUCGUGGUUAAACAAAUAUGAAGGACUAAAUACAAGUAAAAACUCUGCAGUUCUGAAUGAAUCUUCAUCAGGAACUACACGAAGAUCUUACUCAGACGGAGAUCGUCAAAAAGUUGUUAGAGCUGUCCAGAGUGGAAUGUCCGUCGCAGAGGCUGCCAUAAAAUUUGAUAUACCUAAGAGUACACUAUAUUCUUGGAUGAAGAAAUCAGACACCUUAGAUACCAGUAAAAGCUCUGCAGUCAUAAGCUCAUCUCCAUCUCCUUCAAGUACUACUAGAAGAUCUUAUUCAGAUGCAGAUCGCCAAAAGGUAUUAGACGCUGUUAGUAGAGGAAUGUCUGGUGCAGAAGCUUCCAGGAAAUAUGAUAUACCUCAGAGUACAGUUUAUUCUUGGGUGAGGAAAUCAGAUGACUACUUGAGCACCAGUAAAAGCUCUGCACUUGUCGAAUCGCCUCCAUCAAGCAGUUCUAGACGAUCGUACUCAACUGCUGAAAAACAAAGUGUAGUGAAUGCAGUCAACAAUGGCAUGACUGGUGCGGAAGCUUCAAGAAAAUAUGAUAUACCAUCAAGUACAGUUUACUCUUGGAUUAAGAAGUCAGAAAGCCCGGAUGCAAGUAGAAGAACUUCUAUAAGUUCAUCUGUGGAUACCUCAUAUUCUUCUGCAUCUGGAAGACGUUCGUACACACCAAGUGAGCGUCAAACUGUCGUCAAUGCCAUUGCUAAUGGUAUGAGUGGAGCUGAAGCUGCUAGGACUUAUGGAAUUCCUCCAAGUACUGUUUAUUCAUGGAAAAAUUCUGUGCCAGCAGCCCCUACAACGAAUUACAGCCGCCAAUCAAAUACCUCUUAUGGUUCGUCGAAUAUUUCGUACGGAGCUUCAAAUGCUUCAUAUGGAUCUUCAGGAGGUGGCAGAAGAUCGUAUUCAUCGGGUGAACGAUCGGCAGUUUUGAGCGCUAUGUCUAGCGGCAUGUCAGGAGCUCAGGCCGCCAGGACAUUUGGGAUUCCUGCGAGCACCGUCUACUCAUGGAAUCGAAAACGAUAAACUACAACUUCAAUCAUUUACUUUUUAAAUGCUUUGUUGUAAUCUUUAUAAAGAUUUUUUUUAACGCCUUGAUGUAUGCUUAUCAAGCAUACAAGAAUUUUUAAACUUUGUUUCAAUGUGUAUUUUAAUUUUUACACAAUAAUAUUGAUAAAGUGAUUACUUUUAAUGUUUUUUACAUGAUGUUUCUACAUAAGUUUUUUUGAUGAUGUAAACUUUUAUUCAAAUAAAGUUCAUAAUUACAAUUAUUA